Carcharodon carcharias (great white shark) is the source of this 3869-nucleotide messenger RNA. RefSeq names its product BTB/POZ domain-containing protein KCTD18-like. Gene Ontology annotation, molecular function: protein binding. Bases 190 to 1617 code for a protein of 475 amino acids. The transcript has 7 exons. Lineage: Eukaryota; Metazoa; Chordata; Chondrichthyes; Lamniformes; Lamnidae. Gene Ontology annotation, biological process: protein homooligomerization. The record is from RefSeq and is a predicted model, not a curated record.
CAACUCUGCUUAUUAUUCAAUCCCAUUUAGGGUAGAAGAGUGAGGAUCCCAAGCUCAAGCCCAAAACGCCCUAGUCCCUGUAAAUAAUCUGCAAUAGUCCUUGCAAUAUGCCAUCAAAGUUCUUGGUUUUAUGUUGCCUUUCUUAGAUUUCUAUAUGAUACGCCUGAGUAGCGUUUGUUUCUUACAUUAAUGCCACAGUGCAUAAAGUUCUUGUGUCCAGCUUCUAACAUAAAAAUAAUCCAAGAAUUUCAGCGAUGGAGUGAUUGGAUGUUGCACGCCAUGGAGUCUUGUGAGAGGGAAGCUAUUUCUGAGAUUCUCAGAUUGAAUGUGGGAGGUUGUUUGUAUACAGCCAGGCGAAAUUCCCUUUGUCGUUUUAAAGACUCAAUGCUUAGUGCAAUGUUUAGUGGACGAUUUCCUUUGAAGCUAGAUGAAUCAGGUGCCUGUCUGAUUGAACGAGAUGGCAAACUCUUCAAAUAUCUUUUGGAUUAUCUGCACGGGGAACUUUGCAUCCCUGAAGAAGCCAGAACUCGUGUAGCCUUACAAGAAGAGGCAGAUUACUUUGGUAUUCCCUAUCCUUACAGUUUGACUGACUAUUUGUCGAGUGAGAUGGAGAGACAUUGCUCACGAUCUAAUAUUGAAAUCAAGAAGGCAUUGACAGACAUAUGUGACUCCUAUGGUUUAAUCUGUACAAACCCAAUGGUGUGGAUCCUGCACUAUCUCAAUACUUGUGGCGCCAGUUGUGAGAGCAAGAUCCUCGGAGUAUUUGCAUCAAAGACAGAGGGGAUCGGAGCCAUUGAGAAGCAGCUGGGAGGCAGGAUGAGAAGUAGAAGCAUCUAUAAGAGGGAAGCUGGAAACAAUCUACAAUACAUAUGGAGCUAUUAUUCAGCUGGUGAGCUGAAGAAAAUGAUGGAUGCCUUUGACUCUUGGGAGGGAAGAGGUGUCAGUUAUUGGAGAGUGCCUCAGGAGUUGAUAGAAUGUUGGACUCUUGAAGGCCGACCUCUACAAGGCAGCCAAGAGAAGGUGGCACCAAUUCAGAAGCGACACAUUGAUGUCAAUGAAGCAGAAAUGGAAACUCCCAAAAAGAGCCUGAAACCCGUAGAGUUCUCAGGUCCAUCCACCAGCACCCGCAUUAAAGUGAAGAAUUCUGGAUUGGUCAAACUGUCAACACCAGUUGAUGCUUCAAAAACGGUGCCAAACACUGUGGUUCAUCUCAAAACCACACCCAUAAAGAGACUAAGCACCGGGGAGUUUGUAAACCACAGGACAGCAUCUUCCAGUGCUACAGGAUCUGCUUCUGGAUCAGGUGCCCAAACAUCUCAACCUGUUAGAUCCCAGAAUGCUAGAAGCGCCACAGAGCCCUGUUGCACUGCAGCAGUCAAACUGCCAGAAAAAAAGGUAAUAGUGAAUCGAGUGAUCAAAUUGAAAAGGAAACCACCUUCUGCAACAGUCGUAACACGAGCGGAUUCUACCAAGAGUGAAAGAGACAUGCAUGCAAUCACUUCAGAUGUACAACCAAGUACUUCAGAAAACCAACACACCUCCAAUACUGUGAAUUUAAUGGCAGACUAUCUAGAGGACGUAUGUGGAAAUAGCAGAGAAAAGGAUGAGAAUGGUUAAAUAGAUAGUAGUUUGGAGGGGAGGGGACGGGACUGUUGAAGUGGUUUGGUAGAACUGAGCAUUUUAAUCCUGUUGUUGCAUAACCUAAUUUCUCAAUAAUGUUGUCCUUAGAUCAGGAUUUCAGUAGGGUUGUUUAGGUAAAAAUGGAGAAUUUGUCCUUCCAGUGAUAGCUCAAUGGGCAUUUCCAGUGCAUAACAUUGACCAAGGAGGUCCCAGUUUUGAUCUCUGGCCUGUGCUUAAUUGACCUUCUGUUUGGGUGAUGACACUGCUGCAUUUGUAUUGACCAGCUCCAGAAUAAGGAAGGGAAAUUUUGCCAAGCCUCUUGCACCUGAUCAUUAUCCAUCAAUUUGUGUGUGUAUGUGUACAUCAGGGCUAGGCUUGGCUAUGAUUCUUUUACCUCUCACAUCUGUACUCAAGUUGUCUGCUAAUUCUCACCAUCAGGGCUAAGAAAUAAUGGCCACUUGAGCAAGAUACCAUAGAAUGACCACAGUCUCUGGAGUAAGCAAAUUCAGAAGAAUGAGGAGGGAAGAAAUUGGUAUAAUUAUUUUUCAAAUACCUAUUGUAACAACACAGUUAAUUACUCGUGUUGCAACUGAGUUUAAAUGCAAACAUGGCAGUGUACUUUUAUAUGCAUUGGAGAUCACAACUACCAAAAUAAUCUACUUUUAAUUGGUUUGCAUACUGCCUACUUGGAACUAGUUGAGUAUAUCUUAAAGUAGACAACCUUAAAGCAUUUAACAGAAUGACACUAGAUAAAUGGUCUCUACUUCUGAACAUUUGCAGCUAAAAGAUUAGUUCGAGUCCUCACUGAGGUUGAGCAAGCCAACUGUCUUUUCUGACAGACUACAGCCUUACGGUGGAAAAUGCAGCUGAAAUGGGCAACAUAAAUGAACUGUACUGAAAAGUGAGAGUGCUCCUGAUCCAUUUAAUCAAGACACCAGCAAAUAGUAAUAAUGGACUAUAUAUUACUAUAUUACUGUCCUGAAGAAUAGAGGAAAAGGCCAAUUGACAAACUACAAUUUCACAAACCCCACCCCUCUUCAGUUCCUGUUCUGGUGGAAUCAUUUUGCCAUAACUUGUACAAUGUUUUAGAUGAAAUUCUUGUGUGUGUGUGUUGGUGGGGGGGGGAAGAUGACCAACGCAUUGGACAAACAAUAUAUAGAGCAUGAAGUUUUAAGUUUAAUUGUUUGGUCAAUUUUAAGGGAUAAAGAAAUAUAAUUUUCCCUUUAAUUUUACUUGCCAUGCUCCCAUUUUUAGUUGCAAAUCUUGGCUACAUCAUCUAAUGUGGCACAGGAUGGGAAUAGAGUCUUUCUUCUCAAGUUAAGGUAGUAGUUAUACAUUACAGUUCAGGUGUGGGCUCGGCUGUAAUCUUAAAAUAGGUGGCCUGCCCGUUUUCUCAUUUGGAGAAAGAUAUGCUGGUGAGAGGCAAAAUUUGGAAUAGACUUUCUUAUUGUUAUGAUGAUUAAAAAUACAAUGAGAAUAUAUAGAGUAAAACAAUUUGGGCAUUUUUUUCAGAUGUGGAAAGAAUACUUUUAUUACCUACUGUCAGACCAAGAGCAGAAACAGCAAUUUUGUUCAACUUUUCUUUUUGUAUUUGGUGCAUCAAGGUUUCAUGCUGCAGCUCAGGUCAGGUGUAAAUUUAAGUAUGAUGCUGCAUAUGUGACGGUGUGAUUGACAGCCUGAAAAAGAGUCCAUUUACUCCAGUAUUUACUGUUGCCUAUUCAGGUUUCAGCCAUAAAUCUGUUUCUAUUCAUAACUUGAUUUUAUUGAAUGAGUAAAAUGCAUAAAUCUCAUGUAGUGACAGUAGUCAAUGUUAACAUGGACUGGGAAACAUUUUAUUUUGGAUCAAGGCCCUACACUUGAGGACUACACCUGAAACAGAACGUUGUAUGGUUAGGACAAGUGUUUUGUUAUUGCUCAGAAUCUGACAUUUUCAGUGCUUCCAGGGCUUAAUACAAAAUCUCAACUUGGGUGGAAAGUCAUAUUAAAUGCUGUAUGUAGAAGUUCGUGGGUUGCUUCACUUUGACAAAUCACUUGCCCCACUUAUAAUGGCAGAGAGUGAGAAGUUAUUCAGUACACUGGAGUUUGAGUCAGGCACGUGUUUAUUUGGAGCACGCUUUACCUUUGGUGACGUGUAGGUUUUUAAUGUAAAACUUUUAUUGGUUCCAGUUUUAUAUUUAAAAUUUAUAUGCUCCAUACCUGAAAAGUCAACUGUUUGUUUUGAAAAUAAAAUAUGAUUUUGCUUGUUUGAA